AUGUCGUACCUCAUACAUCGAAUCCUCCUACUUUCGUCGUCGAUGACUUUGACUGUGGCAGACUUCCACCUGACCGCCUUAAAACCACACGCACCCCCCAUCCGCGCGCUCUCCGCCGCCCAGUUCGCCAAGCUCCACCUCGACCACACCCUCGCCCACCCGCCCGACCACGUCCUCUUCCCCUUCCUCCACGGCCUCGAGGGCGACAACCACGCCCAGAACCAGUUCUUUGCGUCCUCUGCCUACUCUCCCCCUUCCCCUUCUCCCACUUCUGCCAACGCUUCUCACUCCCCUAGCAAUAACCCCGCCGGCACAAGACACCCGCAUGGGCACACGCAUCACCCCCAUCCCCAUCCCCAUAGGAUCACCCCCCGCCUCCCCAAAUACCGCGGCCUCGUCUGGGUCGUGUGCGAGGACGACCUCGAGGCUGCUCGGGACACCGUGUCGCUGCGCAUACUCCGUCGUAAACCCCCCCUUUCCUCUCCUCAUGUUGUUGACGCCCUCAACCACCACGACGCCCUCGACGCCCCUCAACACGACGGCGACGGCGACGACCCCAUGGAUAGGGGCAUGCACACACCCUCGUCCUCCUCGUGCUCGACGUCCUCGUUCGACGACGACGAGUCGGAUCUUUUGGACGUUGAUGGAGAGGGGCAGGAGGAUAUGGUGGUGGUGUCCGAGGACGAGGUCCUCCUCCCCAGCCAUAGGGACACCGACGCAGACCACGAUCAAGAUGUAGUCCUAGAGGAAGACGACGACACCGACUCCGUCCUCGCCUCGCCCGUCCCGCACCCGCACCCGCACGCCCUAUCAGUCUCCAUGUCAGUCCCGAUGCAGGUCGACGACGUGCGCGUCGCCGUCGUCCUCCCUUCCUCGGUGGGCGCAGAUACGGACAACGAGGGGAUAAACGGCCACCUCAACCUCAACGGCGAUGCGAUGUCGCCACUAGGAGGAGAAGGAGGCAUGAAGGGCGUGAAGGGCGAGAUGCACUACGACGGCGCGCAUAUGCACCCUGUGUCGCAUAGGCCGGCGGUUUCUGUUAUCACUACUACCAACUCGCCAUCCGCCAACGCCAUUCACAACAACAGCGCCUCCCGUCCUUCUUCUACACAACAUGCCCAUAACCACACGCAUGGGCGCUCCUCUGGCGCACACCACGGGAAUGGACAUGGUAUCGGGCUGGGCAUCACGACGAACGGCAUCCCCCUCGCCCUCCCCUCAGAGCCGGAGGAGGAAGGCAUGAGCAGCGCGAGCAGUGCGAGCGCGAGUGGGAGUGUGGGUUCUGAUAUAUUCGAUUCGUCCUCUCCUUCCCAAUCCUCUCCUUCUUCGAUGUCGCCCAACUCGCCGAUGAGCACCGCCACACCCUCCACAGCAGUCACCACACCCGCGCUAUCCCCAACGGCCUCGGCGCUGUACGCACUCGAUGGGGAACCUGAGCUCAAACCUGAUGCAGGUGGCGCACGGACGGGUGGGACGGUCCAAGCACAGACCCAAAUCCCGAACGCCCAAACUCCAUCCCCACACGCACACGCCUCAACUCCAUCCCCACACGCACAAGGACGGACUCAAACUCCAAGUGCACACGCACGAGCUCCACAAACCAACCCUCACCCGCCCAACCGACCCCGCCGCCCCACCCCUGUUCACGUCGACCUUCCGGCCCAAAGAGUUGCUGAGACGGGUCAAGAAGGAUACGGCUGGUAG
Molecule: messenger RNA, 1704 nt
Organism: Cyclocybe aegerita
Lineage: Eukaryota; Fungi; Basidiomycota; Agaricomycetes; Agaricales; Hemipholiotaceae
Source: the annotation of a GenBank genome assembly